CUUCAUAGUUCACUUUUAUUCGACGGCGAUAGUUUGCAGGAGAAGAAUGUCUAAUACCGUAGAAAUAAAAUCGUGUCUUGAAACAAAGACUAUUACUGACAUUGUCAAUAGUAAUAAUAACAUUUACAAAUUGCUCCCGUUCGAAGAAGUGAAAGAAAUAACGAAACGUGUAUUGAACGACGACGUUACUAUGAUGGAAUAUGUCAUUCAAUCAUAUUCCGAUGGCAAACUCGGAUACCUUGGUUCUCAUUAUCGUCUCGACGUAACAACUUCGGCGAAAAAAGGAGAAAUUGUCGCUUUCUCGCUCUUUCUCAAGACUAUACCCUACGAAGUGCCCGAACAAGCCGAGUACGUGAUAAAGAAGCGUGUCUUCGAACGUGAGAUCCAAUUUUACGGUAUUAUAAUGCCGCUGCUCCGCGAGGGAUAUCACGGGAAGCCAUGGGCUCCAACAUGUUACAAGGUGACGGACAAUUUGAUGGUCUUCGAAGACUUGGGUUGCAAAGGUUAUUCGACGCGAAACAAGCUCUUCGACGAGACGUUGGUGCGCGCGGGUUUAAAUUCUAUCGCGCGGCUGCACGCUGCUUCUUUGUUAGCGGAGACACGUCUCGACGUACCCUUCAAUCGAUUGUAUCCCGACACUUUCACAGAGAGAGCCUUUACUCAUGACGAAGAGACGCGAAAGUGGUGUGAAGUAGGUUUCGAUAUGGGCGCAUUAAUAGCCGAAAAUCAUGGAUACGACCCUCAUUUGAUACGCUCAACUUGCGAACGAGUAUAUGACAUUGUAAACCCGUCAUGCACGAAGACGAACGUAGUCAGUCACGGGGAUCUCUGGGGCAACAAUCUCAUGUUCAAUAAUGAUAUGCCACCCAAUUGCUUGCUAGUAGAUUAUCAACUACUGAGAUACUCUCCUCUAGCACAUGACGUUGCACAGUUUCUGUAUCUGUGUACGGAUCGAAGUUUCCGUAAAGCGCGGGAAAGCGCGAUGUUGCAGCACUAUUACGAGACGUUGUGCAAGGUCUUGGACGAUCAUGAAUCGCCUCGGAAACCCGCCUGGUCAGAAGUGAUCGAAGGUAUGGAGGAGCAACGUUUGGGCGCUGUUAUUACCGCGGUGGCCUAUUUUCCUACAGUUCUGAUGGAAGAGAAUAUUAGCGCACAAAUCUUGGGCGAUUCGGCGACUUAUACCGAGUACUGUUUCGGAGAUAGAAUGAAAUUUGUCUUGCCGAUUAUGAAGCAAGACUCGGUCUACGAGAGAAGAAUCAACGAAGCCGUCAUCGAAUUGGCCGAACUCGCUUCACAAUUAGAUCAAUUACCGAAACCGUCUUAAAUUCAAACACAUUAUAACAAACAUACAAUUGGC
Messenger RNA from Camponotus floridanus (Florida carpenter ant), 1357 nucleotides. RefSeq lists its product as uncharacterized. NCBI's taxonomy places the organism in Eukaryota, Metazoa, Arthropoda, Insecta, Hymenoptera, Formicidae. The record is from RefSeq and is a predicted model, not a curated record. The transcript has a single exon. The coding region runs from base 47 to 1324 and encodes 425 amino acids.